Alnus glutinosa is the source of this 1819-nucleotide messenger RNA. RefSeq names its product beta-amylase 1, chloroplastic-like. The coding region runs from base 78 to 1481 and encodes 467 amino acids. The record is from RefSeq and is a predicted model, not a curated record. Lineage: Eukaryota; Viridiplantae; Streptophyta; Magnoliopsida; Fagales; Betulaceae. Gene Ontology annotation, molecular function: beta-amylase activity. Gene Ontology annotation, biological process: polysaccharide catabolic process. The transcript has 4 exons.
CGAUUGAUUCUCAAGAGCCAAAAAAAAAAAAAAAUUAAAAGAAAUAGCAGAAAAAAAAAGACUGGCCGGAUCAAUCGAUGGCGGGCCGAGCAUUGGCGACGGAGGUGGAAGCGCCAGCGACGGGGAGGGUGUACAGGAAGGGGGUUGCCCAGGAUAAGGGGAAGGGGGUGCCGGUUUACGUGAUGAUGCCUCUGGACAGCGUGGCGAUGAACAACACGGUGAACCGGAAGGAGAUGAACAAGAGCUUGCAGCAGCUGAAGAGCGCAGGGGUGGAGGGGGUGAUGAUGGACGUGUGGUGGGGGUUGGUGGAGAGGGACGCGCCGGGCACGUACAACUGGGGCGGCUACACGGAGCUCAUCGAGAUGGCCAAGAGCCACGGCCUCAAGGUCCAGGCCGUCAUGUCCUUUCACCAAUGUGGUGGAAACGUCGGCGACUCCAUCACUAUUCCUCUGCCCAAGUGGGCUGUGGAAGAGAUUGACAAAGAUCCGGACCUUGCGUACACGGAUCAAUGGGGGAGGAGGAAUUAUGAGUAUCUAUCACUUGGCUGUGAUACCCUCCCAGUCCUUAAAGGCCGGACACCUGUCCAGCAUUAUGCUGAUUUCAUGUCUGCCUUCAGAGACAACUUCAAGCACGCACUUGGUGACACCAUCGUGGAAAUCCAAGUCGGGAUGGGUCCAGCAGGGGAGCUCCGAUACCCUUCAUAUCCAGAGCAGAAUGGGACAUGGAAAUUUCCAGGAAUCGGUGCCUUCCAGUGUUAUGACAAGUAUUUGCUGGGUAGCUUAAAAGCUGCUGCUGAAGCUUCCGGUAAGCCAAGAUGGGGUAGCACAGGCCCCACAGAUGCUGGUCACUACAACAACUGGCCGGAAGACACCCGAUUUUUCAGAAGAGAAGGUGGGGGUUGGAGUAGCCCUUAUGGUGAAUUCUUCCUUAGCUGGUACUCCCAGAUGCUAAUAGACCAUGGCGAAAGAAUACUUACCUCAGCCAAGUCGAUCUUUGAGAACACAGGUGUUAAGAUUUCGGUCAAGAUUGCUGGCAUCCACUGGCACUAUGGGACUCGGUCCCAUGCCCCUGAGCUCACAGCAGGGUACUACAACACUCGUUUACGAGAUGGGUACCUUCCUAUUGCCCAGAUGUUGGCACGCCACAAUGCUAUAUUCAAUUUCACUUGCAUUGAGAUGCGCGAUCAUGAGCAGCCACAGGAUGCUCGUUGUGCACCAGAGAAGCUUGUCAGACAAGUGGCGUUGGCUACCCUGAAAGCACAAGUCCCACUUGCUGGGGAAAAUGCAUUGCCUCGAUAUGAUGAAUAUGCGUAUGAGCAGAUCUUACGAGCAUCGUCGUUGAAUAUAGAUGGUAAUAAGGACAACAGAGGGAUGUGUGCAUUCACGUACUUGCGUAUGAACCCGCAGUUAUUCCAGGCGGAUAACUGGGGACGUUUUGUUGCAUUUGUCAAGAAGAUGAAGGAAGGAAGGGGAGCUCACUAGUGUUGGGAGCAGGUGGAGCAGGAAGCCGAGGAUUUUUUGCAUGUUAGGCAGUCAUUGGUGCAGGAAGCUGCUGUUACCCUUAUGCACUAAGAAUUUAGGUUAGGCUUUGGGGACUUGGGGAACAAGCUCACAUCGUGGCAAAUAAUGGUCUCUCUGCCAUGUUCUUUUUUCUGUAGCUAUUUUUUAUAUGCCGUGUGAUGCAGAAUAAGGUAAGAAAAAAAUAUUCGGUCUUUAGGUUUAUGAAGGACUAGAGUUUCACUGCUCUUGGUAGACUCUCACCACAAAAAAUGAAGAGGAAUCACGCUUCCAUGAAAUAAAUAUUAUUUUUUCUUAAAUCA